AUGGAGACCUGCCAGGUGUCCAGGAGCCCCCGAGAGCGGCUGCUGCUGCUUUUGCUGCUGCUGCUGCUUGUGCCCUGGGGCACUGGCCCUGCCUCAGGAGUUGCAUUGCCCCUUGCUGGUGUGUUCAGCCUCCGCGCCAACAGCCGGGCCUGGGCGGAUUUGGGUACCCCGCUGUCUCGGCGCAGCCUGGCGCUGGCAGACGACGCGGCGUUUCGGGAGCGCGCGCGUCUGCUGGCCGCUUUGGAGCGCCGCCGCUGGCUGGACUCCUACAUGCAGAAGCUGUUGCUACCGGACGCGCCCUGA
Molecule: messenger RNA, 303 nt
Organism: Acomys russatus (golden spiny mouse)
Lineage: Eukaryota; Metazoa; Chordata; Mammalia; Rodentia; Muridae
Gene: Pth2
Product: parathyroid hormone 2
Exons: 2
Coding region: 1-303 (100 amino acids)
Biological process (GO): neuropeptide signaling pathway
Cellular component (GO): extracellular region
Source: RefSeq, a predicted model, not a curated record